Messenger RNA from Python bivittatus (Burmese python), 1801 nucleotides. It is a transcript of the gene QRSL1, whose product is annotated as glutaminyl-tRNA amidotransferase subunit QRSL1. The record is from RefSeq and is a predicted model, not a curated record. Gene Ontology annotation, molecular function: glutaminyl-tRNA synthase (glutamine-hydrolyzing) activity. NCBI's taxonomy places the organism in Eukaryota, Metazoa, Chordata, Lepidosauria, Squamata, Pythonidae. Gene Ontology annotation, biological process: glutaminyl-tRNAGln biosynthesis via transamidation; mitochondrial translation. Gene Ontology annotation, cellular component: glutamyl-tRNA(Gln) amidotransferase complex; mitochondrion.
CCAAGAUGGAUGCACACAUGAGUGCCUUCCCAUAGCAUCGAUAACAGAUUCGUGUGGCGAGGAAGGUCUGCGGGUCCUUUGGAAUCUUCGGUCCCGGGAUGGCGGGGAAAAUGCUGCGCGCGUCGCUCCGAGAGAUUUCUGCAGCACUAAAGAAAGGCCACGUGAGUUCAACAGAGCUUUGUCAGAAGUGCCUCUCUUUAAUAAAAACUACCAAGUUUCUUAAUGCUUACAUAACAGUAACAGAAGACAUAGCAUUAAAACAAGCUCAGGCAUCGGAGGAGAGAUACAGACAAGGUCAGCCACUGGGUGAUUUAGAUGGUGUUCCUGUUGCUGUGAAAGACAACUUCAGCACUGCUGGUAUUGAAACAACAUGCGCAUCCAAGAUGUUGAAAGGUUAUAUCCCCCCAUACAAUGCAACAGUAGUUCAGAAAUUGCUGGAUCAAGGAGCUGUGCUGCUUGGAAAAACAAAUCUAGAUGAAUUUGCUAUGGGGUCUGGAAGUACAGAUGGGGCAUUUGGGCCAGUUCGAAACCCCUGGAGUUACUCAAGACAGUACAAAGGAAAAUGUGCACCAACAUCCUGUGCUCAACCUGAGGAUGCCAGCUGGCUGAUAACGGGAGGGAGCUCUGGCGGCAGUGCUGCUGCGGUAUCAUCAUUCACAUGCUUUGCGGCUCUGGGAUCUGAUACAGGAGGUUCCACACGAAAUCCAGCCUCCCUCUGCGGCGUUGUCGGUCUGAAGCCCACCUAUGGCCUCAUUUCCCGCUAUGGUCUCAUUCCGCUUGUGAACUCGAUGGAUGUGCCAGGCAUUUUAACCAGAUGUGUUGAUGAUGCAGCUGCUAUGUUAGGUGUCCUUGGUGGGCAUGACCCAAAAGAUUCAACCACAGUGCAAGACCCCUUUUGUCCAUUUCAGCUACCUAACUUGAUAGACAUGAAGAAUUUUUGCAUUGGGGUACCUAAGGAAUACAGCGCAGCGGGAUUAUCUAGUGAAAUUCUAGCUGUGUGGUCCAGGGCAGCUGACCUCUUUGAGAAAGCUGGGGCUAAAGUGAUGGAAGUGAGCCUGCCCCACACUGCCUAUUCCAUUGUCUGUUACCAUGUGUUAUGUGCAGCUGAUGUAGCUUCUAAUAUGGCUCGAUUUGAUGGUCUGGAGUAUGGACAUCGCAGCAGUGCUGAUCAGUCCACAGAAGCUUUGAUUGCAGCAACACGCCGGGAAGGUUUUAAUGAUGUUGUAAGGGGAAGAAUUCUAUCAGGGAACUACUUCUUGCUAAAACAGAAUUAUGACAAUUAUUUCAUCAAAGCUCAGAAAGUGAGAAGACUCAUAGCCACUGAUUUUGCAAAACUCUUCCGUUCUGGUGUGGAUAUUCUGCUCACCCCAACUACCUUGAACCAGGCUAUGUCAUAUCACGAAUUCAUCAAGGAAGACAACAGGACUCGCAGUGCACAAGAUGAUAUCUUCACUCAGGCUGCCAACAUGGCUGGGCUGCCAGCUGUAAGUGUUCCUUCAGCCCUCUCAGGAAAAGGCUUACCGAUUGGACUGCAAUUUAUUGGCCGUGCUUUCCAUGAGCUGCAGCUUCUCAUGGUAGCCAGAUGGUUCGAAAAACAGGUGCAGUUCCCUGUCCUAGAUCUAGAAGGAAUCAUGGACCCUCUUGAUACUGUGUCUCACCAGGAGAAAUCAGCAUUUUUUUCAUGAACUAUGAUGAGAAGCUUUAUUAUUUAUACAGUCAAAAGGAUUUAGAAAAGCACAAAGCUCUGUGUAUCAAAGCUUUCAAUGUACUAUUUUUAUAAAUGAAACUCUUCUUAUUAAAG